Messenger RNA from Neopelma chrysocephalum (saffron-crested tyrant-manakin), 4181 nucleotides. It is a transcript of the gene NPC1L1, whose product is annotated as NPC1 like intracellular cholesterol transporter 1. The transcript is spliced from 19 exons. Gene Ontology annotation, cellular component: membrane. The coding region runs from base 215 to 4108 and encodes 1297 amino acids. The record is from RefSeq and is a predicted model, not a curated record. Gene Ontology annotation, molecular function: lipid carrier activity. Lineage: Eukaryota; Metazoa; Chordata; Aves; Passeriformes; Pipridae.
UUUCCCAGGAAGCGGCUCCAGCCCUGCCCCGAGAUCGAUCGAUCGGUCUCGUUAAUGAUCCCCCGGGUUAAUGAUCCCCCGUUUACAGCCCUGACCGGGGCUGAUUGGCCUUGUGGCUGUCAGACCAGCAGGGCCCUGCCACGGCAGUGCCUGCCCCGGGGGUGCCACCCAUAUAAAACAUGCUGGGCGGUGUCGGGGACACCCCUCUGCCACCAUGGCAGGGUCCCUGGCGCUGCCCGGCGCCCUCCUGGCAGCACUGCUGGCACUGGCCUCCCCAUCCCUCACCCCGAUCCACCGCGCCGGGUACUGCUCCUUCUACGGCGAGUGCGGGCGCAACCCCGAGGUGGACACGUCGCUGGUGUCCUCCAACGUGCCCUGCCUGAACAACACUCCUGCCCAGGAGGCCACGGGCGCUCUGCUGGCCCUGCUGCGCUCCGUGUGCCCGGACCUGGCGCGGGGGGACAACGAGACCACCCUGGUGUGCUGCAACUACGAGCAGCUCAGCGCGCUCCGGCUCAGCGUCGCGCUCUCGGGCACCGUCCUGGCGCGGUGCCCGUCCUGCGCCCGCAACUUCGCCAGCCUGUACUGCCACAACACCUGCAGCCCCGACCAGAGCCUGUUCACCAACGUGACGCGGGUGGUGAACAGCACGGAGGCGCCCGGCUUGGCGGUGGUGGAGUAUCAGAGCUUCUUCCGGCAGCGCUUCGCCGAUGCCGCCUUCUCCUCGUGCCGCGGGGUGCGGCUCCCGUCCACCGGCGGCUUCGCCAUCGCCACCAUGUGCGGGCGCUACGGUGCCCAGCUCUGCACCCCCCAGCGCUGGCUGGACUUCCAGGGCGACAAGAACAACGGGCUGGCGCCGCUGCAGAUCAACUUCCAGCUGGUGCCCAACGGCACCGAGCCGGGCGAUGACAUCGAGCCGCUGGACGCGCGGGUCUGGAGCUGCAGCGAGGCGCCGAGUGAGGAUGAAGAGCCCUGCUCGUGCCAGGACUGCGCCGAGUCCUGCCCGCCCGUGGUGGCCCCCGCAGACCCGCCGCCCCCGUUCCGGCUGGGCGAGGCCGACGGUGUCCUGGUGCUCUGUGUCCUGCUCUUCGCCUUCCUCGCCAUGGUCUUCCUCGUGACCCUGCUGUGCCAGCGGCGCUCCAAGGGGCUCACGAUGCCGCAGGCAGUGCCCGCUGCCCGCGGGUGCUCGGCGUGGGUGGGCAAUGCCAGUCACCAGGCCCUGGCACGGGUGUUCCGCUGGUGGGGGACACUGGUGGCCUCAAGGCCCCUGGUGGUGCUGGUGGUGGCCGUGGUGGUGGCCGGGGGGCUCUCGGUCGGGAUGAUGACCCUCCGGCUGACCACGGACCCGGUGGAGCUCUGGUCGGCGCCGGGCAGCCGUGCCAGGCAGGAGAAGGCCUUCCAUGACCAGCACUUCGGGCCCUUCCUGCGCACCAACCAGAUCAUUGUGACGGCGCCGGGCAGGGCUGGGUCUCGCUACGACUCUGUGAUCUUGGGGGCCAAGAACUUCAGCGGGGUCCUGUCCCAGGACGUGCUGCAGGCGCUGCUGGAGCUGCAGGAGCGGCUGGCGGCCAUCGAAGCCUGGGCACCGCAGGCGGGCAGGAACGUGACGCUCAGGGACGUGUGUUAUGCCCCCCUGAACCCCACAGAGCCCACCCUGGGCGACUGCUGUGUCAACAGCGUCACCCAGUACUUCCAGAACAACCGCUCCCACCUGGCACUCACCGCCCUGCAGGAGGACAGCAAAGAGACGGGCACCGUGGACUGGCACGACCACCUCAUCUACUGUGUCAACUCCCCGCUCUCCUUCAAGGACAUCACAGCGCUGGAGCUGAGCUGUAUGGCCGAGUACGGCGGGCCCGUGUUCCCAUACAUCGCCUUCGGGGGAUACCGGGACUCAGAGUACACGGAGGCCGAGGCUCUGAUCAUCACGUACUCCCUGAACAACUUCCCCCACGGGGACCCCCGGCUCGAGUGGGUUCUGAGCUGGGAGAGCAAGUUCCUCGAGGUGGUUCGGGAUUUCCAGCGCUCGCACGGCCUCAACCUGUCGGUCACGUUCAUGGCCGAGCGGUCCCUGGAGGACGAGAUCAACCGCACGAGCGGGGAGGACCUGCCGGUGUUCACGCUCAGUUACCUGCUGGUGUUCGCCUACAUCGCGCUGGCCCUGGGCGAGUACACGGCCUGGAGCCGGGUGCUGGUGGAGUCGAAGGUGACGCUGGCAGUGGGGGGCAUCGCCGUGGUCCUGGGGGCCGUGUUUGCCUCCAUGGGGUUCCUGGCGCUGCUGGGGGUGCCCUCGUCCCUCAUCAUCCUCGAGGUCGUGCCCUUCCUCGUGCUCGCUGUGGGCGCUGACAACAUCUUCAUCUUCGUGCAGGAGUUCCAGCAGUCGCAGCGGGAGCCGGGCGAGACACGGGAGCAGCACCUGGGGCGGGUGCUGGCGCAGGUGGCACCCAGCAUGUUGCUGUGCAGCAUCUCCGAGGCCAUCUGCUUCUUCCUGGGUGCCCUCUCGUCCAUGCCCGCCGUGCGAACCUUCGCCCUCACGGCCGCCGUCGCCAUCGCCUUCGACUUCCUGCUGCAGAUGUCGGGGUUCGUGGCACUGGUGGCACUGGACGCCCGGCGGCAGGAGGCCGGGCGGUUUGACCUGUGCUGCUGCUGUGGGACGGGCAGGGGGGGCCCGGCCCGGGAGGGGGCCCGGCUGCUGCGGCCCCUCCUCGAGAAAUUCUACACCCCCUUCCUGCUGCACCCCAUCGUUCGGCCCUGCGUGGUGCUGCUGUUCCUGUUCCUGGCCUGUGCCGGGCUGUUCCUGAUGUUCCAGGUGCCCGUGGGGCUGGACCAGGAGCUCGCCCUGCCCGAGGACUCGUACAUGCUGCAGUACUUCUCGGCGCUGAACCAGUACCUGGCCGUGGGGGUGCCCACCUACUUCGUCACCACGGGCGGGUACGACUUCUCCUCUGCCAACGGCACCAACGCCAUCUGCUCCAGCGCCGGCUGCGACUCCGACUCGCUCACCCAGACCAUCCAACACGCCACCAGCUUCCCCAACGUGUCCUACCUGGCCAUCCCGGCCACCUCCUGGGUGGACGAUUUCCUGGACUGGCUGAACCCCACGAGCCGCUGCUGCCGCAUCCACCAGUUCGGGGCGCACAAGGGGGAGUUCUGCCCCUCCACCAGCAAUGACCCGAGCUGUGUUUUGGGGCAGUGCCUGAAGACGCUUCGACGCCCCACGGCCGAGGAAUUCCAGCGCUUCCUGCCCUGGUUCCUGCAGGACCGGCCCACCCUGCAGUGUGCCAAGGGGGGCCUGGGCGCCUACGACACUGCGGUGAGCAUGGACGAGAACGGCACCAUCCUGGCCACCCGGUUCAUGGCGUACCAGCGCCCGCUGCGCACCUCGCAGGAGUACACGGCGGCUCUGCGGGCAGCCCGUGCCCUGGGGGACACCCUGACCCGCACCCUGCACAGGGUGCCCGACACAGACCCCCAAUUCAGCGUGUUCCCCUACACGGUGACAUACGUGUACUACGAGCAGUACCUGACGGUGGUGACCGAGGGGCUGGUGACACUGGCAUUGUGCCUGUUGCCCACCUUCGCCGUGUCCUUCCUGCUGCUGGGCAUGGACCUGCGCUCCAGCUGUGCCACCCUGGUCACCAUCACCAUGAUCCUGCUGGACACCGUGGGGGCCAUGGCCCUCUGGGACGUGCCCUACAACGCCGUCGCCCUCAUCAACCUCGUCGCGGCCGUGGGCAUCUCGGUGGAGUUCGUGUCCCACAUCACAUGCGCCUUCACCCGCAGUGCCCAGCCCACCAGGGUGGCACGAGCCGCCGAGGCCACCAUCACCAUGGGCAGCAAGGUGGUGGCCGGGGUGGCCAUGACCAACCUGCCCGGGGUGGUGGUCCUGGCCUUCGCCAAGGCCCAGCUCAUCCAGGUCUUCUUCUUCCGCCUCAACCUCAUCAUCACCCUCGUGGGGUUGGCACAUGGGCUGGUCUUCCUGCCCGUGCUCCUCAGCUACAUCGGGCCCAGCCCGCAGGUGCCCGCAGGGGACACGCCGGGGGACACGCAGGGUGCAGGCACCACCUACUUCAAGGACACAGACACGGACAAGCCCGGGAAGGGCUGAGCCCCCCUGGCCCCUCUCACUCCCCUCUUGCCCCCACUGCUGCCGCUGUUCUAUUUAAACUGGUUUUCUCAGA